AUGGUUCCUCAUCUUCACGAGCCUCCAGCAGAGGGCCCUGCCCCUCCAGGCCUUGAGAACCAUCUGCGCAACCUCAUCAUCUCCAAUGGCACGCCAUCACAAGGCCCACAGCCCAAUACUUCCUCCCAGCAUGCCCCAGUCUCUCAGCAUGGCAUAGACAACGGUAGUGCUCAAACAGGAGCGUCUGAAAGUGCUUCUAAUUCGUCCAAACCAACCCGUAAACGAAUGAACCAAGCACAAAGACGUCAGAUGAGCUCGCAGCUUUCAAUUUCUAUUGACCCUCGAGCUCAACAACAGCCCCAAAACAGAAGUUACCACAGCCCAAUGGCUCAUUAUUCAAGGCCCUCCCAGUCCUAUCAGCGACAUGAGCAUGCUGACAGCCAGUCAAGGGGUACUUACAAUGAGAACCGUCAGGGUGGCCCACAACCGCAUCGCUCAUGGAAUGGUCCUCAGCAACACAGACCUCGUGGACAUGAUCACUAUCAGCCUCCCAACCAUGGCCGCCAAGAUUCCAUGCUCGCUCAGCAAAAUCGAGGUGGCGGCCAUCUAUACAACGCUAGGCGUGCCGUUCAAUUUCAUCCUGAAGAGGUUGCAGCCCAGGCCGCUCUACUCGACCAAUUGUGUUUUGAUGUCGUAACUAGUUCCGAGAUCGAGAGGUCGGAAAUCGCAGAGAAGGAAGACUUCCGUUGCCGUAUCGAAGCCAUCAGCCGAGAGGUAAUCGCUACCCACGAGAAGAAGGAAAUGCCUGAGGCCGAAUUCCACCCUUUCUCAGUUGAACUCAAAUGUUUCGGCAGUCUGUCUUCCGGAUUUGCGACAAAGGCCUCUGACAUGGAUCUUGGACUACUUUCCCCUAUGUCAGCCACUCAACCCGACGCUCCAGGCUCUCCUAUCCCGCGUUUAUUAGAAAAGGCAUUAUUGGAGGCUGGCCUGGGCGCGAGGCUCCUCACUCGCACUAGAGUUCCAAUCAUCAAGUUAUGCGAGUCUCCACCAGAAAAGCUCCGGCAAGGUCUUCUAGAAGAACGAUUUCGAUGGGAGAAUGGACUGGACGAAGUUCAUGAGGGUCACGAUGAUGAUGAAAACGACCAGCACACAGCACCUCAUGAUCAAGAAAACAGUCGAGACCAAACUAGAGAGGCUCCAAACCAAGAAUCCACCGCUCCUGAGUCUGUCUCCCCAGAUGCUGCCCAUGAGGAAUCUCAGGUGAUUGAGCUCAAACAAGGAUCAAAGAAUUCCCUCUCCUCAUACUAUGGCUUAGCCAAACGAGUUCUCCGUCGGGCGGGUGGUCAUGAUGUGACGAUUUCGAACUACCGUUCGUUCGUGGAUAAAGACUGGGAUUUAUUAAACAGGGUCAGCGAAGCUUUCAUUGCAGGUCUUUCAGAUGCACGCCUCCAAGAUCGCCUGAGCAGAUACCCGUCUCUCCAAUUCUCGAAUGACACAAACCCGCCCAUCAAACGCUCCCUGCUUGCCGUAUAUACCCAGGUUGAGGGUGAGCAAAUCCGGAUGUCGUGGGAGGAAAGUGGUGUAGAAGAGCGAAGCCAACCCUCGCACUUCCUCACUGAACAAUCAUUGCAAAUUUUGGAAGACGCCCAAUACAAAGAGAACUUCGGUCUUGAUCCAAUCUCCCACACCAAGGAGCUUCAACUGGCCCUCGAUAAGUUCAAAAAAGCCCCCUCUGUGCAGUUUGUGAUUCUGGAGCAGGGUCAGCAUGAGACACCAGUGUCUUACUACACAAGAGCUUUGUACAUCUUCAACGGCCUGAAUCCUACUAACCAGGAAGUCUCGUCAAAGUGGACACAGAUACUGAUCAGCCAGUAUGUGUCUGGAAUUCAUCAAGAGGAUACACGAAAAACAUUAAAGAGCUUCAUAGCCACAUGUCCCAAAACUCCUACGCUCAGAGGCGUCGGCCUUCUCCACAAGAGCAUACAUCUAGCAUGGGAGUUUGAACGAGCGCUCGAUAAGGAAUUGUACGACGACGAUGUGGUUCAAGACAUCAAAGAUUAUGUUACAUUGCUCCGAACGCCGUUCCAGCAGGCCGACAGUUUUGACUUUGGUAACGAAUUCUCGAUUCCCCUUACACCAAGUACGCUAGACCUUGCAGCGAGGAUUCGCCAGUUGCCCGAUCCACAUAAGAUGGCCCCCAAUCAGCCGCGCGAUCGUUACAAAGAUCACUUGGAGUUCCCCAAGACUGGCGCAGGUGUUCAAUGCGACAUCAACUUCUCGGCACACUUGGCUCUCCAUAAUACGGCUCUUCUACGCUGUUAUUCUCACACCGACCCCCGUGUCCGACCGAUGGUCUUAUUCGUGAAGCACUGGGCAAAGAUACGAGGCAUCAACUCUGGUUACCGCGGUACACUCAGCAGCUAUGGCUACGUUUUAAUGGUUCUUCACUACCUGGUCAAUGUCGCCGACCCCUUUGUCAGCCCCAACCUGCAGUUGUUCAGCCCGCCUCUUCCUCCAGGGCUUUCGCCUGUUGAGUUUGAGAACAUGACAAGCUGUCGGGGCCGCAACGUUCAGUUUUGGCGCAACGAAGAAGACAUCCUCCGUCUCGCUCGUGCAAACCAGCUCACUAGGAACAAUGACACCAUCGGGCAUCUCCUGCGAGGCUUCUUCGAAUAUUAUGCCCAUAGCAGCAUGCUAAGUACUUCCACCGGGAGAGGAUUUGAUUGGGGUAGAGAUGUUCUCAGCCUUCGUACACCUGGCGGCUUGCAGACGAAGCAAGAUAAAGGUUGGACAGGCGCCAAGACAGUCAUUGAAGCUCAAAACGUGGGAGCUCAUCCUCCUCCUCAGUCCGAACAAACAGCUUCAACGACAUCGGAUGGCAAGGAGCCCGCUGGAAAGGAGGCAGCAACACAGUCCAAGCAAGCUAACGGAGCAGUCAAGAAUGCUGAAUUCAAAGAAGUUCGCCACCGUUAUCUUUUUGCUAUCGAAGAUCCCUUCGAACUAGAUCAUAACGUCGCUCGAACUGUCACCCACAACGGGAUUGUUUCGAUACGGGAUGAGUUCCGUCGGGCAUGGAGGAUUAUUAAGUCUACGGGCAAUGGUAGCCCGCAGGAGAGUUUGCUUCGGGAUAUGAACGACAUUCAAGAAGAUGUUAGUCCGUUGUCCCUGCUUUUGGAUGACAUCCAUGGGCUUGAUCAAACUAGGAACCAAUGA
Molecule: messenger RNA, 3153 nt
Organism: Fusarium venenatum
Lineage: Eukaryota; Fungi; Ascomycota; Sordariomycetes; Hypocreales; Nectriaceae
Biological process (GO): RNA 3'-end processing
Molecular function (GO): RNA uridylyltransferase activity
Source: RefSeq, a predicted model, not a curated record